Exaiptasia diaphana is the source of this 1842-nucleotide messenger RNA. Its product is annotated as angiogenic factor with G patch and FHA domains 1. Gene Ontology annotation, molecular function: protein binding; nucleic acid binding. The record is from RefSeq and is a predicted model, not a curated record. The coding region runs from base 100 to 1785 and encodes 561 amino acids. The transcript is spliced from 13 exons. Lineage: Eukaryota; Metazoa; Cnidaria; Anthozoa; Actiniaria; Aiptasiidae.
AAACAAGAUGGCGGACGAAUCGUUAUUAUCAGGGUUUUCCGUCUUUGGGGAUUAAUAUCUCUUCAAAAAUCGGAGUUAUAGUUAUUUGGAAAAUCGUAAAUGUCUACAAACGACUCACCAGACUUCCAGACUAUCAAACAAGACAAUAAGAGACUGAAGAAAGAUGCCGCCGAGCUAAAAUCUCAAGUAGAAGAGUUGAAAAAAGAACUGAGGUGUUUAGAGAAGAAGUUGAAAAAAGCCGAAUACGAGAAAGARAAUGCAGAAGGGCACGUUCAGAAUUUGAAYAGGGAUUUGGAUUCUGUGCGGAAAGAAUURUAUGAAGAAAAACAYAAAUGGAAGCAGGAGAGAGAAGCUCUUAUUGAUGCAUCUCAGUCAAAACAUGUGCAACCUCUAAGCCAUGAAAUAUCUUCUAAAGAUGAGGAUGGACAGGAAAAGGAUAUUAAAACAGUUCUUGAAGAAGCUGCGUCACAGGCUAUUGCAAAAAGUGGUUUAGUUUAUGAUGAGAAUAGUGGACUYUACUUUGACUGGAGCUGUGGACUUUAUUAUGAUCCAAAUUCUUGCCUAUAUUACAACAACAUAACUGGYACAUAUUACUACUUUAAUGAAGAAUCAAAUAGCUAUGAAUUUCACUCACAAAUAGAACUUCCUGCYGAAAGUACUGAUGAACAAUAUAAAACAAAGAAAAAGAAAAAGAAAGUAACUCCAAAAGCAAAAAAGAAGCGAAAAGUCAUUGAGAUUAAAAGCUCAUCAGGUGAAAAUGAUAGCAGUUCAGGAGAAAUAAUAAGCUCAGAUGAUGAAAGUGAUGAUACAGACACUGAUGAUGAUGAUGACAACAAUGUGCAUCAUACAGUAGCUCCAUGUAUUAGAGCUAUUGUCACAAAUUCUGACAAGCUCAAGAUUGGAACUCUUUUUYUUGUGACAUGCACAGGGGGRASUCUAGGAAGAGAAAAAGAUGUUGGACAUGCAAUAAUAAUACCUGAUGUSGCAGUUAGUAAGUAUCAUUGCAAGUUUGCAUAUGACCAGGAAAGAAGGCAAUACUUCAUAUGUGAUCUGGGAAGUAGAAACGGCACCUUGUUGAAUGAUAAACAAUUUGGACAGAUUGGUAAGGAAAGUGAGCCCCAAGUGUUGACGCAUGGKGAUAGUCUUACAGUUGGUGGUACAACAUUAUCAAUACAUAUCCACCAAGCCACWGAAACAUGUGAUGAGUGCGAACCAGGUCUUAUGCAGACAAAAGCGGAAGUCACUGGUCAUUACCAAGUUUCAUCUCAAGGAAACUCAGAAAACCAAAGAAAAAAGCAAUUYAAAAAUCUAAAAAAAGCAUAUGGAUUAGAGCAAGAAGCCUAUACUGAAGGUUCUGAUGUACUUGACAAACAGAAAUACAGAGAUCGUGCUGAUUUGAGACGUGUUAAAGUCGGUAGUGAUGUGCCAAAUCAACCAGACGCUGCCCCRUCUUCAGUACACAGACCAAUCAGCURUGAUAACAAGGGAAGAAAGAUGCUGGAAAAAAUGGGAUGGAAAGAUGGGGAAGGACUUGGCAAGGAAAGUACUGGACUCAAGGAACCGYUAUUGGCAACUGUACYCGAACAAUCACGUGGUAUUGGGUURGGAGUCAAGAGGUCCAUAGACUUGACAAAUGCUGCCAACCCGUCGAGUAAGAUGUUAACCAAGACUAGAGAACGAUACGAGGACAUAUUUCAAAGUAAUACAAUGGAAUCAAAGCAAAGAAAAACCCUAUUUGUACCUCAAGUAAACAAAAAAGACGAAGACAAGAGUGAAAUAACGUGAUGUUCAGUUCAUAUCGUCUUUUUUUUUCAUUAAUAAACUUUCAUUUUGAUAUUAAAA